AUGAUACUUGACGAGAAGACGCUCAUGUACCCCCCACCGCCCCCAUACUCGACUCCGACGUCCGCCCAACGCAAGUCUUUCAGCUCCCUCCCUGCGCACAUCCUGCUCGAGAUCAUCGCAGACGUCUUCCCGACCGAGUCGGACACCGCACACCUGCUGCGCCCGGGCGCAAGUCCGUACGAUCCCCGCUUGUAUGAGCCCACGAACCCAGAGGAACAACGCAAGGUCCUCUUUUGGCUGUCAACGUCGCUUCGGCUGGUAAAUCGGCAGCUGUACGCUGCAUGCAUGUACAUCCUGCGCUCGACGUACCUGCAGGCGUACCAGUCGCUCAUCCGGCCGCCGUACACGAGCGAUCCAUUCCCGCUCAGCGACCCAUCGUCUUUGGCUUCCUCAAACACCAACUCCCAUGAUCCCUCCUCGUCUCCCACCCCGCCCGCGUACGCCUCAACCACCUCGUUCGCCUCGGUCUCUUCCUCCGCGACAGCACAUCCCAACGUCAACCAGUCCCCCUUCCACAACCUCCCGCGGGAGACGCCGAUACUCGACCGUUUCAUCGCGCUCAAGGUCCGGCACGACGUGCUCGCGGAUGAGUCCGAGUUGCACGGAGACAGAGAAGACGCUUUCCGGGACGUGUUUGACGUCGCACAGCCCCGGGCGAGGUUGGAGGACUUGGUGCGGGUGUAUGGAGUGCGGGAGGGGGUGGUGAGCGUACCGCGGGAGACGCCGGGUAUAGGGAAAGGGCAAGGGAGUGCAGAUUCGUCGAGUGCGAGUUUGCCGAACUCGCCGACGAGCCAACACUCACAUCAUCGACACCAUUCACACCAACAGCAACAGCCACAGGCCAAAAAACGCACUCCUAUCAGCGCUUUCUUUUCCUUCAAGAAAUCCUCCCCGACGCCCCCCGUCUCCUCUUCCUCCAGCAGCAGUACCCGAACCCAGCGCAAGCAGAUCGAUCCCCUUCCAUUCGCAUCACUCUCAGUAUCCUUCUCCCCCAGGAAGGUCGGGUUGGUGUAUAACCGAACGAAGACGAUCGCGGAGAUCACCAGGGAAGGACCCAGGAGGGAGACAUUGGAGGUGCUGGCGAGGAGGUUGGUGGCGGAGCUGCGGGUUGUGCUGGAGGAAGACUAG
Cyclocybe aegerita is the source of this 1128-nucleotide messenger RNA. Lineage: Eukaryota; Fungi; Basidiomycota; Agaricomycetes; Agaricales; Hemipholiotaceae. The record is from the annotation of a GenBank genome assembly.